Molecule: messenger RNA, 1653 nt
Organism: Arabis nemorensis
Lineage: Eukaryota; Viridiplantae; Streptophyta; Magnoliopsida; Brassicales; Brassicaceae
Source: the annotation of a GenBank genome assembly
AUGGCAGAGAAGAAACUUGACUUGGAUGCACCACUUAUUUCGACUCGGCGGAUGAAGAAAACAGCGGUCUCUGUGCGUACAAACAUGGCAAAGAAGCUUACUGAUGAUGACUCCAAGACAAGUGAAUCUCUUUCUGUUCCAGUUCUUGUCCAAGACAUGGGAUUAGAUCAAGUUCCGGAAUCUGCUUCUGUUCCUUUCAAAUGUCCAUUGGAGAAAGCCAUUGAUGGAAACCUACAGAGUUCAAAAGGUAAGCAGGUACAAGAAGAAGAAGCAGAGAGUGAAGAUGAUGAUGUCUUUUCUGAUGCUCUUGAUACAUUGUCUCUAAAAGAUAGCAUAAGUGGUGUUGUUGAGGCAAAAAAACUGCCAGUCCAAUCCAAGGAUCCUCAAUCUCAGGAUUUCAUGUUGAAUCGUUUCUUACCUGCCGCGAAAUCCAUGACUGUGGAGCAACAACCUCAAUAUCCAUUGAAGCGGCAACCAUUGCCUCUCAUGUCUGAAACAAUGAGACAGAUUAGAGAUAUAGUACCAGCCGAGAGUCGUGCAACGCCUAAGAGGUAUGAGUCUGUUUCCACUCCACCUUAUUAUCAUCAGGGCAUAUAUGAAGAAGACAGUAGUGAGGAAGAUGAAGAUGAUGAAGUUUCUGAGUAUCUUUCUAAGAGAGGAUGUGGGAUGAUGUCACCACAAUUGUGCUUUAAAAACUCACUUGGUAUGUUGACCUCAGUGAAUGGUCUUAAAGAGAAACCUUACUCCCUAAAAACCUCAAGCCAUGACCAAGCCAAGUCAAGCAAGGUCGCACAACUCAAAUCUCGGUUCCAAUCUGUGAAAAAGCUCGCUCUUGAUUCAAUUUAUAAGCAGAAGUUGGGAAGUAGACCUCAAUCUCCAGUACACCCAAGUGUUGGGAAGAAGUUUAACUUUGGAUCUGAACAACUUGAAUCAAACCUUAGUACUGCAAGUAUGCCAUCAUCUCCUUACAGACAAGCUGGUUGUAUGUCACCGUAUCGAAGUGUAGGAAACGGUUCCCCUCUUCACCCUUUGGGUUUCCCCGGGACUCGCAAAGAAGCAGAGAUUAUGAGAGCUAACAGGCUAAACAAGCAUAUCAGAACCAUAAGCAAGUCUCAGGAUUUACUCUAUCCAAAGAGCACAAGACCUGACUGUUCUACAAGCUCUGUCAUGGAGAAGACAUUAUAUAUAGACACAGAGAAUUGUCCAAAGAACAGAAAUGAUCAGGGUAAUUCAGAUGUCAAGAUCUUGCCACGAAUUGUAGAAACAGUUCCAGAGGAACAAGAAAUGGCGGGAAACAAACCGAAAGCCAUUCUCGAGCAUCAGGCUGUAGAAGCUCUUUGUACUAACAGUGGAAUCAAGAUGAUGGAGGGAGAUGAGUCGAAAAAGAACAACAGUGGAUGUGAUUUGUCUCCCCUCACUCCACCGCCGCCCAAAAAGCCUUCUGAUUCUUGGCUUUUCCGUAAUCUGCCUUCAGUAAGCUCAAAGAUCCCUUCGCGAGGUUAUCUGUUUCAUCCCCGAAAAAAGGAUCUUGAAGAAAACUCUGCAAGUGUUACCAAGUGGGAAACUAUAGUCAAGACUUCUUAUAUACACAGAGAUUAUAUUCGCUAUUCUGAAGAACUGGUUGCUCGGACUUCUUGUCAAUCCAAUACUUAA